GUUCUUACUCAGCUAGAGUUCGUCGUGUUACGAUUUAAAAUUUAAAUUAGGACAUUAAGAUAUAUAUUUUUGGCUUGUGCUGUGUAGAAAAAUGGCGUUCCUCGAAGGACCAUCUCUAAAACAGGCGGAAAUUAUCAAACUAGAGCUGGGAGAGGGACCUGGAGAGUUAGAGAGGGGGGUCAGGGAUCUCCGUAGUAUGUGUGCGGCCAACCCUUACUUACCACAGCCAGAAUCAUUAGAUACGCACUUGCUGGAAUCAUUUCUACGAGGUUGCCGCAUGGACUUCGAGAGAGCUCGGAAAAAAUUGGAAACAUUUUGCUAUGCGCGCUCACGUUUCAGGGACCUGUAUGAAUACCGCUCCCUCACCGAGCCGCCACUCAACGAUGUAUGCAAAUUUUUAGACAUAGUUCCUCUACCUAAGCUGACAGACGAGGGCCUUCGCGUGACCAUCUUCAGGGUGAGACCGAACUACCCAGAGAAUGCAACCGACAUAACCGCUGCUGUUCGCGCCAUUCUUCUCAUUAGUGAUGUCCGCAUGCACGAUGAAACGCUCAUCGCGGGAGAUGUGUUUAUUUGGGAAGCUUCACAUGUGCGUGCGUCGAUAGCAGCCCGGGUGGCAGCUGCAGCCGGUACAGUACGUCGCAGCAUACAACUCGCUCAAGCAGCGUACCCACAACGCAUGCGCCGAAUUCAUGUAGUGGGAGCCCCCGCUCUUGUUGCCUCUUCCCUACAUCUAAUGCGCUCUUGCGUCAACGAGAAAGUCAGGAAACGGUAUUACUUACAUUCAAAAACUGAAGAGUUAUUGGAUCAUUUUUCAACGCGAGUACUGCCCGUUGAAUGGGGUGGUGAAGAAGAAUCCAUCGAAAUUCUUACAAAGAAAUGGCGACGUCGCGUUGACGAAGUGCGAGACUACCUUCGCUAUCUUGGCGAACUGUGUGACGUCACUCCGGACGCUUCGUAUGAUGCAGAUAUUUAUGGCGCAGUUGGUUCUUUCAGAAAACUCGAUAUCGAUUAAUUAUAUCACUAAACAUACUAAUCAAGAAUAAAACAGUGAUUUGAAGAAAAUAUGCUUGUGAAUGAAAAUGGAAUAAAAAUGCUUCGUCGUUUGUCAAAAUGUGAAAAUAGGCAACAUGAUAAUAUUUUCUUUAAUAAUACAAAUAUCCAGCCAUGACUUCUUUUUGGGUAAAAACCGGUCAAGUAGGAUUAGAAAUAUUAAAAUUUAUUAUCGUGCGAUCCGUGCGGCGGCAUGAUUCUGAAUAUCUUUGUGAAUGUUUAGUUUUAGUGUAAUUUGUUAGAUUAAAUUUAAUUAGAUCAUAAUUAAAAUAGUACGUAACUAUUAAGUAACUCAUUUUUUUAUUAAUAUAAACACUAAAAAGUAUGAGUAUCUAGGUCCAAUAUUACAACUGAAUUUUAAGCUAGUUCCUUUCAAACGAGGGCCACGGUUACGGUCCACACACACACAUUUUCAAAUAGGUGACAAUAUUUAAAUUCACAAGUUUUUUUACCUAAUCUAUAGAAAUAGACAACGAUUAAAUGUAUUUCAAAUCGCAUAUAUCAAAUCAUAUCGCAAUAAUUCAAAUCAAACUAGUUUUAUAGCUGUAUUUGUAUAAAAUACUAUCAUAUAUAUAUAUUCUUUGAGAAAAUACAAAUAGCGUUGAUAACUUUUUCUUAAAUGUUAUUUUAGAUAUUAUUUUAAAUAUAUAAAUGUACCUUUCCUAUAUUUUUAAGUCAUAUUUCUAUAGCUUACAACAACUGUUUGAUGUAUAUACUACG
Vanessa atalanta (red admiral) is the source of this 1773-nucleotide messenger RNA. RefSeq names its product retinol-binding protein pinta-like. Lineage: Eukaryota; Metazoa; Arthropoda; Insecta; Lepidoptera; Nymphalidae. The transcript is spliced from 5 exons. The coding region runs from base 92 to 1015 and encodes 307 amino acids. Gene Ontology annotation, molecular function: phosphatidylinositol bisphosphate binding. Gene Ontology annotation, cellular component: membrane. The record is from RefSeq and is a predicted model, not a curated record.